Messenger RNA from Oncorhynchus gorbuscha (pink salmon), 1925 nucleotides. Its product is annotated as serine/threonine-protein phosphatase 2B catalytic subunit alpha isoform-like. Gene Ontology annotation, molecular function: calmodulin-dependent protein phosphatase activity; calmodulin binding. The record is from RefSeq and is a predicted model, not a curated record. Bases 353 to 1120 code for a protein of 255 amino acids. Gene Ontology annotation, cellular component: calcineurin complex; cytoplasm; cytosol. The transcript is spliced from 8 exons. Gene Ontology annotation, biological process: calcineurin-NFAT signaling cascade. Lineage: Eukaryota; Metazoa; Chordata; Actinopteri; Salmoniformes; Salmonidae.
GAGACUGCACCGUUCUGUUUCCAUGACUACUGGUUACUAUUGCUAGAUUGUGGAUUGCUAUUAAGACACAGUGAGGAAAAAAGAGCUUGAGAGGGAUGGGGAGUGAGGGAGAAAAAAUAGAUAAAAUGAGAGACCAGAGGAUCGGAGAGAUGGACAGUUGAGACUGUUGUCAUAACAUGGUGCUAUACAAUAUGGAGCCUACACCAGUCUACUGAGAGGAACAUACACUGCCCUCCUACUAGGGCUGGUUCUGCUGUUCAUUUUGGGCUGAAUGAUGACCCCUGGUGGUCAUUCAAUGUAAACUGUUUCAGAGUAGGCCUACUAUCCUAGUCUGAUAUAAUUGUUGUUCAGAAUGAAAUCUCUCUCUCUCUCCAGUUACCCUGCAGUGUGCGAGUUUCUACAGACCAACAACUUGUUGUCAGUCAUCAGAGCACAUGAAGCGCAAGAUUCUGGAUACCGAAUGUACAGAAAGAGUCAGACUACAGGCUUCCCCUCCCUCAUCACCAUCUUCUCAGCACCUAACUACCUGGACGUCUACAACAACAAAGCGGCGGUUCUGAAGUAUGAGAACAACGUGAUGAACAUCCGCCAGUUCAACUGUUCCCCUCAUCCCUACUGGCUGCCCAACUUCAUGGAUGUCUUCACCUGGUCCCUGCCCUUCGUUGGAGAGAAAGUGACAGAGAUGCUGGUGAAUGUUCUCAGUAUCUGUUCAGAUGAUGAGCUCAUGGAGAAUGAUGGAGAGGAAGAGGUCUAUGAUGCCAAUGCAGCGGCGGCUAGGAAAGAGGUGAUCAGGAACAAGAUCCGUGCCAUCGGAAAGAUGGCCAAAAUGUUCCAAGUUUUACGGGAGGAGAGUGAGAACGUAUUGACCCUGAAGGGACUGACACCCACUGGCAUGCUGCCCAGCGGAGUUCUGUCAGGAGGCAAGCAGACUCUGCAGAGCGCUACCAUUGAGGCCAUUGAAGCCAUUGAUCCUGAUGAGGACGCAGAAGGUACAUGCUGUGUCUGUGUGGAGUCUGGAGUCGUUAGGGCAACAGUCCUGCCUGCUCUGCUCGAAGAAGAUGGGGCAAUAGCAGAAGGGCCAAGAACGGAGAGGAGAAAAGACACCAUACAAUCAAGAUAGCAGGCAGUUGUACAGAUUUCUCAAACACGGUAGAAAGCUAACACAAUAUGAUGCCCCGUCUCCUUAUUAAUUCAGCCACUUACUGAGAUAACUAGGAAGUUAAUGGGACGCAUUAAUGCAGAAUGCUGUGAUUUUCACGCAGACAAAAACAUUAAACACAUAAGAAAUAUCUUGCUGCGUCUUGAAGACGCAGAUCUAAAGUGCUUCUUAUUGUCAUUUCUGCUCGGCAUCAGACACAUUUUGUGCUUCAGUUGCACUUCUCCACUCGGCUGACAGAGCUCUCUGAAUAAUGUGUAGCUACUUUUCUUUCUCUGGUACUUUUCCAUAUAGACUAGUUUUCUCUGUUGGUUUUCCACAUAGACUAGUUUUCUCUGGUACUUUUCCAUAUAGACUAGUUUUCUCUGUUGGUUUUCCACAUAGACUAGUUUUCUCUGGUACUUUUCCAUGUAGACUAUUUUUUCCGGUAUAAUGCAAGAUUGACUUUAAGCAAACCUUUAGGAAAUGUAGCUAGAUACAUUCUGUCUAUGAUAAACAUUAGAAAUAUGAUGGCAAUGCAUCGUUUUUUGCCCAAAAUACCUUGCUUUUUCAUUGUAAACUCAUUUACUUGUGUGGCUGCCAGACAAAUAGCAUUGUACUUCUGUUAUCAUCUGAUGAAAAUGAAGCUAUUUUCUGCUGAAUGUGUUGAACAAAAAUGUAUACUGAACAAAAACAUAAACGCAACAUAGAACAAUUUCAACUAUUUACAGUUACAGUUCAUAGAAGGAACUUCCUAGGUUUUGGCCUUUCUAGGGAGUUUUUCCUAGCC